Messenger RNA from Ostrinia nubilalis (European corn borer), 1262 nucleotides. Its product is annotated as protein rolling stone-like. Gene Ontology annotation, cellular component: membrane. Lineage: Eukaryota; Metazoa; Arthropoda; Insecta; Lepidoptera; Crambidae. The transcript is spliced from 3 exons. Bases 75 to 395 code for a protein of 106 amino acids. The record is from RefSeq and is a predicted model, not a curated record.
CCCUGGUUCAUGACCCCAAAAUCCAUGACAUAAACGCAUUAAACCUCCUCGUCCAUGGAGGGAACUCACUCGCGAUGAUCUGCGAGAUACUGAUCACUGCGCAUCCGAUCCGCGCCGCGCAUGCGCUGUACGGUGUCGGCGCAGGCGUCGCUUACGGAGUCUUCAGCGCCAUCUAUUGGUCGUGCGGCGGUACUGACCGAUUCGGAAUGCCAGCCAUAUACCCAGCCUUGGAUUGGAAUAAACCUGGCUCAGCGUUCGGCUUCGUAGCACUAUGCGCGGUGGUUCUUCUGUUCGCGCACGCGUUCGCGACCUGCCUCGCGAUGUUGCGCGCGCGCAUCGCCUCGCGCUUCCGACCCUCGCGCAACGCCGACCGCCUUGCGCUACCAACGCACUGAGAGUACAGGAAAUCUCUCUAAAGGGGAAGCUCUCAAUUUUGAAGACAAGCCACUUUAAUUAGCAGCUUGCUAGCUCUACAGCUAUUUUAAUAAGAAUAGAAAUAAUCGUAACACUUCCCCUUAUAAUGCCAAUGUUUCAGGCAGGGAAUAUCAAGACUAGAGAGAUUGGUGGCAUCAUUAUGUUAAUUAUUAUAAUUUCUCAUUGUCCUACUUUAUCACUCCAACGUCCAGGUUAGCUGUAAGAUUCAUACAUGUGCCAUUUAGCGCGUCCCAGUGAAUUAUCAUUAAAUCCAACAAUUUUUGUACUUAGCUACAAUCAAUAGAUGUAAAACUAGGUUGACCGACGAUCUGAUGAAAGUCGCGGGAUGACCUGGAUGCGGGCAGCGCAGGACUGGUCGUUAUGGAAAAUCUUUGGGGAAAGCCUUUGUCCAGCAGUGGACGUCAUUGGGCUGAAACGAAGAUGAAUAAUAUUUGGGCUAUUAGAUUUAUUAAAAUGUGAAACAAUAGGUACCCCAUUUCAUCAAUAUUUAUUUAUUUUUAGUUAACUACCUCAAGAUAGUAAUAAAUAAAAAAAAACACAGACAAGUAUUUGUUUUACUACGGUGAAGGUUUUUGAAUAAUUUAUUGUUUCCACGGAUUUUACAAGUUUAUAAUUUCUUGAUGAUGAUCAAAAGCUAACGGACUCUUAAAAACGCUUUUUAAAAUAAUAUACAAAUAGAUUAAUAUAAUAAUAUAAAAUAAAUAAUUACUGCAAUGGUGUAGUGUGCCUUCUCUUGUCUUAUGCAUAGAAUAACAGGUUGAUUCUUUUAACUUUGAGAUAUUUGUACAUAAUACAAUGUUUGUAUUUAAUGUGGCUGGUUUCACAAA